This is a messenger RNA of Haliotis rubra (blacklip abalone), 4239 nucleotides long. RefSeq names its product double-stranded RNA-binding protein Staufen homolog. Lineage: Eukaryota; Metazoa; Mollusca; Gastropoda; Lepetellida; Haliotidae. The transcript has 17 exons. The record is from RefSeq and is a predicted model, not a curated record. The coding region runs from base 204 to 2408 and encodes 734 amino acids.
GGGAAGGUUACCAGUCGAUUAGGACCACUUGGGUGCAGACCAACAUGGCCGCAUGUUAGUCUGGCAUUUUCUUUACUGUUUGCCAACGUUUUAAUGCUCUUUUUGUCUGGGAUAUUGUGCUGAACUAUUCAAAAUUCAAACAUUAUUAACGUAGUAGUUAUUUCGGAAACGUAAACGUCAAGUAACUGUACAACCAAGUCUUAAUGUCCCAGAUGCUGAAAGCUACAAACACUAGUAUGAAUCCUGCUGCUGCUGCUGGCCACACCAUCCCCCUUCAACAGACAGGUCCUGCUCCUAAAGGCCCCUACAUCCAACAACGUCGCCCAGAAAUGACCCCACAUGGAGGCCCCACCUCCUCAUUUACCCCCAACCAGACCCUCAUGUCAGGGUACACCCAGCAACAGAUGACAUCGCCCCCGAUUCCACCAAACCCCCUCGCUAACGUCCCCAUGACAAGCCAGAACGGCAGUCUGCGAGGUGGUCAGAGCGGUGUGGGGGGCGGUGUGACGCUGGUUGACCCCCAGAGUGGCCCUGCCCCCCAGCUGGAGUCCCUCACCCUGGAGGAACCCCAGUCUCUCUCCCCGUCGCAGCAGCAGGAAGGACAGUCCGCCUUGGCAAACACAAAAGAGAAAACCCCUAUGUGUCUUAUUAAUGAGCUUGCCAGAUAUAAUAAGAUCUUGCACCAGUACACGCUCGUCGAUGAGCAAGGACCAGCUCACAAGAAGACUUUCUUUGUGAAACUCAAGUUAGGGGAGGAAGAGUACUCUGCGUCUGGUCCCAGCAUCAAGAAGGCGCAACACUCCGCAGCUGCCAUCGCCCUGGAGAAGACCAGCUUCACCCACCCUCCACCCAAACCCAAUCGCACACCCAAUAUGGGCAGUAUGACAGAAACUAAUAACAUCACUCCAACAGUGGAACUGAACGCUCUGGCAAUGAAGCGAGGAGAACCGGCUGUCUACAAACCCAUUGAACCACGACACCCCCAGUUCUACUCUCCGCCAAACUUUGACUACAGAGGCAUGUAUAACCAGCGCUACCAUUGUGGGCGAAUGCCUCGCACCUUCUACGUGUCUCUCAAGGUUGGUCAGAAGGAGUUCAUUGGCGAUGGCCCAACGCGGCAGGCUGCACGCCACAGCGCUGCAACGAAAGCACUGCGCAUUCUACGCAAUAUGAGUAUGCCAGCUGACAACAAGGGAGAGAACAAGGAGGAGGUGGAGGAGGAUGAUCAAGAUCAGUUGAAAUCUGAGAUCAGUCUGGUACAUGAAAUUGCCCUCAAAAGAAAUCUCCCAGUGGACUUUGAGGUGAUCCGUGAGUCCGGGCCGCCCCACAUGAAGACAUUUGUCACCAAGUGCACUGUGGGGGAGUUCUUGACGGAGGCGGAGGGCAACAGCAAGAAGCUGUCCAAGAAGCGAGCUGCGGAGCUGAUGCUGGAGGAGCUGAAGAAGCUACCGGCAUUGCCAGCGACAACCAUGAGGCCCAAGGUCAAGAAUGCAGUCAACAAGAAGAAGAAUAGAAAUCUCAUCAAGUUAUCGGACAGCCUGGUGCCUAGUGGUGGGAGCACAUACGGCGCGGCGGUGGAGCGGACGGACGGCCUGCAUGCUGGCCAGGUUCAGAAGGCGGAUCCCAGCUAUGGCAGUGGCAUCAACCCCAUCAGUCGCCUCAUCCAGAUCAUGCAGGCACAGAAGAAGAAGGAGCCAGUGUACUCCCUUGUGGCUGAACGAGGUCUCCCUAGACGCAGAGAGUUUGUCAUGCAGGUCCAGGUGGAAGAUCAGACAUGUACUGGUGUCGGACCUAACAAGAAGUUGGCAAAGCGCAAUGCAGCCGAGGCCAUGCUACAGUUGCUUGGUUACAGUCGACCUUCUCCACAACCAGCUAAGUCGUCUAUCAAGACAUCCACAGGGCCUGAUGUCGGGACUGGCGAUAAGAAAGUUACAUUUAGUGACAACAGCACAGAUAAUGGAGCUUCUCUGGGAGGCAUCACGAAGACAGGUCGGCAGCUGGUUCCCGGGGCUGUUGCUUAUUCCUCAAGCUGGCAUGGGGCAAAGUUAGUAUGGGCAGCCAGCUGGGUCCCGAUACGCCCCGAGCAGCAGCUUCGUGAGCUGGCCACUCGCAACAACUUUCAAGUGCAGUUUGACGAUUUUUCAGGCCAGAACAACAGCAAGGAGCAUCUAAGCCGACUUUCGCUGUCUACCAACCCCCCUCAGGUCCAUCACGGCUCUGGAACCACCCCUGAAACCUCCCGGGACAACGCCUCGCUCGCUGCUCUCAAAAUGUUGUCGGAUAUGGGCUACUACAUUGAAGAUAAGAAACACAUUGGAGAUGGGUUGCAGAUAAAGUCUGAGAUCAACACCAGCAUCCCCCUGCCGACACUAGGCGGGGCAACGAGCCAGCUGAUGCAGAAGGAAUAGAGCCUGGCGGCAGCCUUGUCUUGUGUUCCUGUGGAGGACAAUCUGUAGCAGGGACAGUCUCUGUGUAUUUGGGUUAAGGAAAGAUCCCUAUCAAAAACAUUAUUUAGCCAGGUGCAAAAGCAAAUAUUCUCUAAAUAAUUGUGCAUAAUAAGAAAUUGUGCAAGACAAGGUUGUAUGCUGCCAGCCCGCUGUUGUUUCUAUCUUUGUACUUUUCUAGAUAAGCAUCUGUAGCCUGAUCUCUCUAACCCGGUUCAUCUCUAAGUGUGGGGGCUGGAUCACCUACAUGGUAAUCUGCAGAGACCUGUGCUACUGUAACCUAAGUAGACAUUUUGCCCUGGAGGUAUGGUCAAAGGGGAGACAACUGAUUAAAGGGGCAAGGAAAGGGGUUAACUCUUGAAUAAAUUCAAUUUCCUUGAUAAAUUCAGCGCUUAUAAUAUUGCUACUUCCAGUGGUUUUAUGUAGGCACAGUGAUUUUUAAAAGUUUUACAAACUAUGAAUGUUGCACUAAUAUUGUUUGGUGAUGCUGUCUGGCCCCAGUUUUCCCAGUUGUUGUCUUCCCUUUGUAUCCAGCAUGGCUGCACACUGCUUGUCUAAUCAUCCUAUGUUCACUGUACUAGUCUUUGAUUCAACAUUCUAAUGUGAGAGUGCUUACUUUAUUUCAUGUGUUUCAAAAAGAACGAAAGUGCAAAGCAAGAAAGCAGAACUGAUUCUUACACAUGUUGAGGUUAUGCCAGGGAGCUAUGGGCAAAUGCAGAAUUUGGUGCUUUUCAUGUGUAGAGGGUUAAUUUGGAGGGAUACUGCAGGACUUGUUUAUCAAGGGUUUGACAGCCAAGUGUUGUUGAUUAGGUAUUGUGCCCCAAUUGUUCUACAUUGCCCUUUGACAGAUGACCAUGUCACUUCCAUCAUCGUGUGUGAACAUAACUUAAUGUUGUCGUGGUUCUUCACUGGUUCCUGGUUAUCUUCAAAGGGCCAGAAAUUCGGAUUAAGAUUGUUCAUGCUGUAUUUCUAUAUCGACUCCUAGAUCUAAACCGCUCUUUGCUGCUUGAUUCAGACAAAUUGUUGGCUUGUUUUGACUUAUAUGAAGGUAAUCCCCAUAAAUCAAAACAUUUUCAAAAUGUGUCUCCGAUAUCACUCCAUGGAUCUGAUGUUGAAGACAGAGUUAACAGAACAAAAAUUGUCAUCAUCAGCUAAAUUCAUAUGAUCAAAUUAAACAAAUUGUCUGAAGAAAGUUUUCUUUUAUGAGUUUUGAGUUAUACUUUUUUACAUGAGAUCUAGUUGUUUUGAGUCGAUAUAUAAUGGCAUUUAUUAUUUUCUGUCCUUGUUUUAUGGUAAUACCCAGUCUUGUACUGACUGGGCAUUCACCAGCUGAAUUUUCUUACCAAUGGAUGUAGGCCAGAAAUGAAGCGUCAAGCAAAAUUUGCAGUUAUUUUACUUUUUGUCAUAUUUUGGAUGAUGCUCACUUGUCAGAAUUUGAUAACUUUACCAGACAGGAGCAAGCAUAGACUCUGUAUUGCCAAUGGCAUCGAUGUUAGGAAGCAGAUCAAACAUGUCUGGGUCUGUACAUUGUUCCUUGGUUUGGUAAAAUCCACCUCCUUUUGAAUGUUAUGUUGUGUGCUGGGUGUUGCUGGCACCUAUAUUCGCCAGUACUUGUGGUACUUGUUAUUUUGAGGGUGAACUAAUUCUUCCAUUGGUAAGGAGUAUAUGCUUAGUGUGUUUUGCUGUUGUUAUCCAUUUGCUAACUAUUUUGUCAGUAUUCUGCAAUAGUAAAACACACUUCUUCACAAAACCUUCAGCUAUUUGUCAAAAUAAAAAUUUAUUGACAAAGCUGAAA